AUGGGGAGACUACCAACCCUCGCACCACGCCGCGCCUGCGCUAUUGCAACAGCUCGAAGCGUGGUUCACCUCCCACGACCGUCACAACCUUCCACAUGCAUUCAAGUCCGGCACGCAACUUUCAUUCCCCGACCGCGUCGUCCCUACACGUUCACGCAGCUCGUCCAGCUCUCCGACGGAUCCACCUACACAGCCCGCACAACGUCUCCGCUACCCCUCUACCGCACGGCCAAGGACACGCGCAACACCCUUCUUUGGCAGCCGAGCGAGAAGUCCCUCCGCAACGUCGAGCUGGACGAGGCUGGCAAACUCGCCGCCUUCCGCGAACGUUUCGGCAGGGGCUUUGAUGCUUCGGUCGAUGCUGCCGCCGAUGCGGGCGCCGGUGAGGAUGCCGUCGGGAGCGAGAAUGCGGACGACACGAGGGACGUGCUGGCGGAUCUGAUUUCGGGCUAUGCCUCGCAGGAAUCAAACAGCAUGAGGGACUCUGGACCGAAGAAGGCGGCGACGAGGAGAAAAUGA
Drechmeria coniospora is the source of this 519-nucleotide messenger RNA. Its product is annotated as 50S ribosomal protein L36. Gene Ontology annotation, biological process: mitochondrial translation. Gene Ontology annotation, molecular function: structural constituent of ribosome. The transcript has a single exon. The record is from RefSeq and is a predicted model, not a curated record. NCBI's taxonomy places the organism in Eukaryota, Fungi, Ascomycota, Sordariomycetes, Hypocreales, Ophiocordycipitaceae. The coding region runs from base 1 to 519 and encodes 172 amino acids. Gene Ontology annotation, cellular component: mitochondrial large ribosomal subunit.